AAUAGUCGUGGUAUGGACAAAGUUGAAAUUUUCUACUUUUUGUUGAUUCAGAAUUCAGAUAUUCUUUGAAGUUCUCUCGGUUCAGACGCCUUUGGGGAAAGUAAAAAGAAUUUUUGUUACUUAAGGUGAAAAAACCUCAUCAGACAGAUGACAUCAAUAAUCGAAUCAAAAUAUGUCGGCCUUGUGUCUGAUUUAUUGCCAAACAUACGGCUUAUGCAAGGUUUCGGUCAUUUCAUUUUCAAAUACAUCAACGGACCGAUUUUCUUGAGAAAAGUUUACUCAUCCGUGCAUUUAGUUUUGCUUUUGUUUCAAUUCCUUUGCAUCUUGUUGAAUUUGGCUCAAAACACUGACGAAGUUAGUGAACUUACUGCAAACACAAUCACGGUACUUUUCUUUACGCAUUGCAUUACAAAAUUCGUUUACGUUGCUUUGAGCUCGGAAAAUAUCAGUCGAACUUUGGGAAUCUGGAAUCAAUCCAAUAGUCAUCCAUUAUUUACUGAAUCAAAUUCAAGAUAUCAUCAAAUUGCUUUGGCGAAAAUGCGACGUUUAUUGAUGCUCGUGAUGCUUACAACAUGUAUCGCAACUGUUUGUUGGACAACAAUAACAUUCUUUGGAGAUAGUACAAAACUGUGGAGAGAUCAUGAGAACAACGAGACUUUGACUGUCGAAAUACCUCGACUUAUGAUAAAGUCAUGGUAUCCUUGGAAUCCCGUUGGCGCACUUUAUUUCGCGUCUUUAGCAUUUCAAUUCUAUUACUUGCUGUUCUCAAUGGUUAUUUGCAAUACUUCGGACGUUUUAUUCUGUUCAUGGCUCAUUUUUGCUUGCGAACAGUUACAACAUCUAAAGGGAAUCAUGCGACCAUUGAUGGAACUUUCGGCAACACUCGACACAUACCGUCCGAAUUCUGCUGCAUUAUUUCGUACUGUUUCUGCAAGUUCAAAGUCUGAAUUAAUUUUAAAUGACGAAAACGAGAAGAAUUCCAACUACGAUCUGAACAUCAGCACAAUUUACAACACAAAAUCAGAUUGGGGAGCUCAAUAUCGUGCACCCACAACACUUCAGAAUUUCAAUGGUGGAAAAGGCAACAAUAACAAUCCAAACGGUUUGACAGAAAAACAAGAAAUGAUGGUGAGAAGUGCUAUUAAGUAUUGGGUCGAACGACAUAAGCACGUCGUAAGACUUGUUUCUGCUAUUGGUGACACUUAUGGAUUAGCAUUACUCUUGCACAUGUUGACAUCAACAAUUAUGCUGACCUUAUUAGCUUAUCAAGCUACGAAAAUUGACGGCGUUAAUGUUUAUGCCUUCAGUGUUAUCGGAUAUUUAGUCUAUUCGUUAGCACAAGUUUUCCUGUUCUGUAUUUUCGGUAAUCGAUUGAUCGAAGAGAGCUCAUCGGUGAUGGAAGCUGCUUACUCUUGUCAUUGGUAUGAUGGUUCAGAAGAAGCUAAAACUUUCGUACAAAUCGUUUGUCAGCAAUGUCAGAAGGCAAUGACAAUAUCUGGUGCAAAGUUCUUCACAGUGUCAUUAGAUUUGUUUGCUAGCGUGCUUGGAGCUGUUGUAACAUACUUCAUGGUGUUGGUACAAUUGAAGUAAAUUCAUUCAAUCAUUUUUAUUGUUUUCAACAAG
Molecule: messenger RNA, 1623 nt
Organism: Clunio marinus
Lineage: Eukaryota; Metazoa; Arthropoda; Insecta; Diptera; Chironomidae
Source: the annotation of a GenBank genome assembly